Molecule: messenger RNA, 5080 nt
Organism: Gasterosteus aculeatus aculeatus (three-spined stickleback)
Lineage: Eukaryota; Metazoa; Chordata; Actinopteri; Perciformes; Gasterosteidae
Gene: kcnh4b
Product: potassium voltage-gated channel, subfamily H (eag-related), member 4b
Biological process (GO): potassium ion transmembrane transport; regulation of membrane potential
Cellular component (GO): plasma membrane
Molecular function (GO): voltage-gated potassium channel activity
Source: RefSeq, a predicted model, not a curated record
CAUCACAGGAGUGGAUGGGAGCGAGCGAGAGAGAAAGAGAGAGAGGGAGAAAGCUCAAGAAGAUGCAACUACUCUGGCGCGGCAUCUUGGUAGAGCUCCGAGCUUAAGGGAAGCAAGUUUUAGACGCGUGCGCCGUCAGUUCUUGUCUCGCAUAUUCCGGGUCCUCCUAUAGAUGGAAGAAGCCGUGGACUCGCUCCACGUUGCUGCUCUGAUGAGCCCACUGGCUGAAACGUGCAGACGAGCAACAGCUGGGCUGACUGACGUGAAGCCCUUUGGAUCUCAGCGUCACCUGGACUUGAUCUCUCCUUGUUGACUGAGCACCGACCUCUCAUCGCUCUACUUCGUUUCCACUCACCUAAGGCAGCCGCACCUCAACAUCUGCGUCGUGGGAUUGAGCGGCUCAAGUCCUCCCCGACCCGCACUUUUUGUCUUUUUUUUGUUGUUGUUUUUUCUCCCCCCUCCCCCGGUAGAUGUGUGUCCCCGGGCGGCACUGGACUGCCACCCUCAAAGUCUCCCCUGCACCGGCCCACAGCCCCUGGAAGCCACCUGCCGCGCCCCCGGGAUGGUGUGACCGCCAGCCAGCUGUUGGCCGUCCCGCAUCUGGGCCAAGAUGCCCGUGAUGAAGGGCCUCCUGGCCCCACAGAACACCUUCCUGGACACCAUCGCCACGCGCUUCGACGGCACCCACAGUAAUUUCCUGUUGGGUAACGCCCAGGGCCACCGCGGCUACCCCAUCGUCUACUGCUCCGACGCCUUCUGCGAACUCACCGGCUUCACCAGGACCGAGGUCAUGCAGAAGAACUGCAGCUGCCGCUUCCUGUACGGCGCCGACACCAGCGAGCACGUGGCCCACCAGAUGGAGAAGGCCCUCGAGGGCCGGGAGGAGUACCAGGCCGAGGUCCACUUCUACAAGAAGAACGGCGUGGCCUUCUGGUGUUUCCUCGACAUCGUGCCCAUAAAGAACGAGAAGGGCGAAAUGGUUCUCUUCCUGUUCUCCUUCAAGGACAUCACUGACACCUAUGGACGGGGCCACCACAACAGCAAGAAGGAGGGUCCGGAGGACAAGAGGCGCAGGAGGAAGAGCAGCCCCCACUUCGUGGAGGCCAGGAGGCGGGGACGCACCAUGUUGUACCAGCUGACCAGCCAGUUCUCCAGGGGAGGCAAGAGAGAAGUCAACCUGGGGGGCAGCAUGAUUGCGAAGCCUUCAAUACCGGAGUACAAGGUGGCAGCAGUGCAGAAGUCACGCUUCAUUCUGCUCCACUACAGCAUCUCUAAAGCCCUGUGGGACUGGCUCAUUCUGCUGGCCACCUUCUACGUGGCCGUCACCGUGCCCUACAACGUCAGCUUCACGCCGUACGACGACACCGUCACGGCGGCGCGCUCCACCAUCGUCAGCGACAUCGUGGUGGAAAUGCUCUUCAUUACGGACAUUAUCUUAAACUUUCGCACCACCUACGUGAGCCAGUCGGGGCAGGUGGUGUAUGAGGCGCGCUCCAUUUGCAUUCAUUACGCCACCACCUGGUUCUUUGUGGACCUGGUGGCUGCGCUGCCCUUUGACCUGCUGUAUGCCUUCAACAUCACAGUGACCUCCCUUGUCCACCUGCUUAAAACGGUACGCCUGCUACGCCUCCUCCGUCUGCUUCAGAAGCUGGAUCGCUAUUCCCAGUACAGCGCCAUGGUGCUGACCUUGCUCAUGUCCGUGUUCGCCCUGCUGGCGCACUGGAUGGCCUGCAUCUGGUACAUGAUUGGACGUAAGGAGAUCGCGACCAAUGACACCUGGGACAUCGGGUGGCUUCACGAGCUGGGCAAACGUCUCGAGACGCCCUACACCAACAGCACGGCGGGCGGCCCGACGGUGCGCAGCGCCUACAUCGCCGCCCUUUACUUCACCCUCAGCAGCCUGACCAGCGUGGGCUUCGGCAACGUCUGCGCCAACACCGACGCCGAGAAGAUCUUCUCCAUCUGCACCAUGCUCAUCGGCGCGCUGAUGCACGCUCUGGUCUUCGGCAACGUGACGGCCAUCAUCCAGCGAAUGUACUCGCGGCGCUCUCUGUAUCACACGCGCAUGACCGACCUGAAGGACUUCAUCCGCGUCCACCGCCUGCCGGAGCAGAUCAAGCAGCGCAUGCUGGAGUACUUCCAGACCACGUGGUCCGUCAACAAUGGCAUAGAUGCCAACGAGCUCCUGCACGACUUCCCCGACGAGCUGCGGGCCGACAUCGCCAUGCAUCUGAACAAGGAUAUCCUCCAGCUGCCGGUCUUUAAGGGGGCCAGUCGUGGCUGCCUGCGCUCGCUCUCCCUGCACAUCAAAACGUCUUUUUGCGUCCCCGGGGAGUACCUCAUACGUCAGGGUGACGCGCUGCACGCCAACUACUUUGUCUGCUCGGGGUCCCUGGAGGUGCUGAAAGACAGCAUGGUGCUGGCAAUAUUAGGAAAAGGGGACCUGAUUGGGUCCGACCUGCCUGGAACCGACCAGGUGAUCAAGACCAAUGCUGAUGUGAAGGCCCUGACCUACUGUGACCUCCAGUACAUCAACGUGCGCGGCCUGAGAGAGGUGCUGGAACUCUACCCGGAGUACGCCAGUGUGUUCACCUCCGACAUCCACAACAACCUGACCUACAACCUGCGUGAGGGCAGCCAGGACGAGGGCCUCAGCAGGUUUUCAAGGUCACCCAGACUUCCACACGAAACCCGCCUUCCCUCCAUCGUGGAAACCAAGGGCGAUGACCCCGACGACUCCUUCCACCUCUCUCCAGCCGCGCGCUCCCGUCGCAACCUCCUGCUGCCCAACUUCAGCAGCCCCGUCCGGCGCACCUCCCUGGGGAACCUGCUGGGAGACGAGUUGCGGCAGUUCAACGCCCUGCGGCGCUGCCGUUCACCCAACCUAAGCCGCGGCGUCCACGGGCAGAGCUCGUCCCCUCAGCCGCCGUCGAAAAAGGAGCACGGCCCCCUCAAGGCCGCCGCGGCCUCGACGUUAGCCCAGGGGGGGUCGGAGGCCGAGAAGAAGCCUUCGAAGCUGCUCAUCCCAACCGUCACCUGCUUCGGACCACCAGAUCUGAGUCCCAGGGUCGUAGACGGCAUCGAAGACAACGGACACGCGUUCCACUUCAACGUGGAGCACAGCCGGCCCGACGCCAGCGCGGGAGGCAGCACCCAAGACUCCACUCAGGCUAAUGCUAAUGCUACUAUGCUGCAUGAGACACAGGAGGUCAAACAGAUCAUCAGCCAACUCAACCAAAAGAUGAGCACAUUAAACCAGGCAGUAUCCAACCUCACCAAGGACCUGCACCACAUGAUGCAUCUACUUCAGGCGCACAUGUCUGUGCAACACUACAAAGCCUCCCUGCCUUCGUUCCCGUAUGGCAUCCAAACGUUGUCCAGCCCCUCUGCAGUCCACAACACCGGAAUGCCCUUCGAGUUAGCGCCGACCUUCCACCCCAAUAGCGAUCCCGGGAGCCAGGAGGGCCCACAAAGCGUUGAGCCCGUUGGCCACUGGAACUACAGUGGAACUGCUGCAACCCAAACGGAGCGCCAGCACGGGCCUCAACCCUCUAGUCCACCUGCCAACUCCUGUCUGCCCCUCUCCGUACACUCUGCGUCCAGGUCAGGCCCGCGUCACAUGACCGCACAGCUCCGGCCGGGCCCGUCCCCUCUUGGUGUCGGCCCAGGCGCCGCACCUCCGGCCAGCUUGGAGGAGUCCCGCGACAGGCUUCUCGGUGCUAGCUCGACCAGCAUCAGCCGGUCCCAGCCCACUUUGUGCCUGCAGCCUCCCGGCGAUGGCGAUGAACGCUCCCGCCUUCUGUCCGGUGUUCCCCCGGGUACGUCCGCGCACAGCCUGCUGGACUCGUCCCACCUCAACCUAUCGCGCGAGGACAUUUGUGUCUUGAUGUCGGCCCCGGCAUCCCACAAUCGGAUCCAGGACGCGUCCAUCUUCCAAAGCGAGGACUCGCACCCGUCGGCCCGCACUCCGUCUGCAUCUCCACCCGUGUUGCCGGGUCACCCGGAUUCAGCCUCGCAGCGGCCGGACGCUGUCCAGCCUCAUCUCCUACUGGGCGACCCGUCUGCCGCGGAACACACCAGUCUGGAGUGCCUACUGGGGAACGGAGGCUCUACGGAGAGCCGGGACAGUGAAAGUGUGUCGUCGCGAAGGUCCAGCAUCGGUGUUCAGACGCAGAGCACGGAGCAGUCGUGGUGUCUGGACCUCACAGAUUAAACUGUUUUAAGGGUAAACCCACUGACCUCUGAUUGGGGGAGAACAAGUUAAAGACAAGUAACUACUUCAAGUGUUAAAGAGACCCUGCUGGAGAAUGUCAAUGUGUGCGGUAUUUCCACGCAAUUUUCACUAUUUCUAUGCAAAAGCAUGUCAUUUGUGCAUUAUCUUGGAUUUACUGAAGUGUGUCUUUAAAACAUUUCCAGUGUAUACUCUAUUUUUUUCCAACACCCCUUAGUGCAAUUUGCAGUUGAUAAUACCCGUUACCUCCUUGCAUGGUAAAGCUGUUUAUUCUUUUUCCUAAGGAAAAGGUUUCCAAACUAAUGUGUAUGCAUUCUACAUGACAACCUGUUGAUUGUGAUACUGUAUUUGUAAAGCAAAUAAAGUGGUCUGCUGCUUAAAUAUAUGAAGGAACAAAAGUGACACGCGCGUCACCUUGCAUUUAGUGACUAGAGUACGUGCAUUAUUGAGCAUUGAUUGUUUAUUGUUUUGAAUUGAAUGUUUUUCUCCCCUCAGCAUUUUCUAUUAGUGAGUUCUUGGGGUAUAAAUAUCCAACCUCCACUGUAAUAUUCUAUUGGAUAUUUCCAUUUUUAUGCUUUCUUCAUCCACAUUGAGAUUUCUUAUUAUUUUCCACACAACGGCGUUAAAUAUAGCCGUGAAACAAUUGAUUUCUUACCGUUCUACACACAAGUUAGCUGUGGAUAGAUAAACAUAAAUGAAAACAAACAUAUUUAAAAUAAAAGAGAUUCCCAUUAAAUACUGUCAUUAAUUUACUAAAUAUGAAUGCCUACUGGGGGAAAAACAUUCAGAAAAUUUGUUCUUUUUCAUUGAUUUCUCUUAAGCUGACAAAAUAAAGUAUGCAGAAACGAA